UAUGGUUUGAGGAGAAAUACGUUUCAGCUUUCUAAUUCCCGUUUUUCCAUUUCCUUUUUCCGCGUGGGUUUUUCAGUCACGUCUCCGAAGCCUAGGGCAAAAUUGCGGGCUCUUAUCGGCGGCGGCGACGACUCUCUUCUGUCUGACACUCUGACUCUCUAUCUCUCCUCUCCCUCUUUCUCGUCGGUUGGGUUGGAUUCGACAAGGCGGCAACAACUGUCCGGCCAAAGGAAUCCUGGUUCCAGAGUUUAGGAGAGAGUGGGAAGUGAUCAUAGGGGAAGAUGGAGAAGAGAGAGGAUAAGCAGGAAGAAGAGCAGGAGCAGGUGGUGAAUCCAUGGGAGGUAACAGCGAAAGAUGGAGGAAAGAUCGACUAUGAUAAGCUUAUAGACAAAUUUGGUUGCCAAAGGCUUGAAGAGCCAUUAGUGGACCGUGUCCAACGACUAACCGGCAGACCUGCUCAUGUCUUCCUCCGCCGUGGAGUUUUCUUUGCCCAUAGGGAUUUUGAUGAGAUUCUGAAUGGAUAUGAGAAAGGGAAAAAGUUCUACCUUUAUACUGGAAGAGGCCCAUCCUCUGAAGCUUUGCAUCUUGGCCAUCUUGUACCAUUUAUGUUUACCAAGUAUUUGCAAGAUGCCUUCAAGGUGCCUCUAGUUAUUCAACUUACUGAUGAUGAGAAAUGCAUGUGGAAAAACCUCUCAGUUGAGGAGUGCCAGAGACUUGCCCGUGAAAAUGCCAAAGACAUUAUUGCAUGUGGGUUUGACAUCACAAAGACAUUCAUCUUUUCAGACUUUGAUUAUGUUGGCGGCUCUUUUCUCUACUUCUGGUGGGAUAACUACAUUGGCACUCAUAUCAAUAUUACCACUUAUAUGCAGGUUGUGGGCAUAUUUGGUUUCAGUGGUGAAGAUCACAUUGGAAAAGUUAGUUUUCCACCUAUUCAGGCAGCACCGUCAUUUCCUAGUUCAUUCCCACACUUGUUCUCUGGGAAAGAUGACCUCCGUUGUUUGAUUCCUUGCGCAAUUGAUCAGGAUCCAUAUUUCAGAAUGACACGAGAUGUUGCACCGAGGCUAGGAUAUCAUAAACCUUCUCUGAUUGAGUCGUCUUUUUUCCCAGCCCUGCAGGGUGAAACAGGAAAAAUGUCUGCCAGUGAUCCAAAUUCUGCUAUAUAUGUGACAGAUUCGGCCAAGGUCAUUAAAAACAAGAUAAAUAAGUAUGCAUUCUCUGGUGGGCAAGACUCCAUAGAGAAGCACAGAGAACUUGGUGCCAAUCUUGAGGUGGACAUACCGGUGAAGUACCUAAGUUUCUUCUUGGAAGAUGAUGCCGAGCUGGAGCACAUCAAGACAGAAUAUGGUGCUGGACGGAUGUUGACUGGGGAGGUGAAGAAGCGACUUGCCGACGUUCUGACAGAACUGGUAGAUAGACACCGUGCAGCUCGGGCUGCUGUCACGGAAGAAAUGGUGGAUGCUUUCAUGGCAGUGAGACCACUUCCCAAUAUGUUCGAUUAAAGAGGGAGGAGGUGGUGGAAACUCUACUUUCUUCCCUAUCAAGCUCUCUCCCAUCAAAAGGAAUGAGCUUUUUCUUUUCCUUCUCUUAGAAACCAGAGGAGCUACUUUCCCUAUUUUAAGACUAGAGAUUCAAAACAGGAAGGGAUGUUUUCUUGUGCUAGAGAUGAUCCUCAAUGAGAAUUCAGGAAGCUUUCUACCUUUCCUUGUCAUAUGGAAACUGCAUUGCUGAACAUUCAUUGCUGUCCUCUGAUACCGAAAAGAACCGGACAGAACCAUGAUGGGGUUUUUUCGGUUUGGCCCGGUCGUUGGCCGGUUACGACUCAAGAACAGGUUGGAAACCAGGCCCACUGACAUGAAUUUUUCCUGUUUUCCGCCAUGCAGAUGGGAGUUUGUGCCUACACAAUAGAACAUUAAAUGAUGGGGGGGAAGAGACGAUAAUUGAGAUUUUUAAUCGUCAAGAAUUGCAUCAUUUCGAUGGGUCGAGAGGCCCCUGGUAUAAAGGGUCUUGCUGGAAGGUUGUGCGAUCCAUUUUCUGGUUUCUAAAUCUAUCAAGAGGAAGGAAAGACAGGUGCCUCCCCUAGCUAGCCAUCAGGCAAGUUGAGAUUUCACCAGUAAACCUACAGUUCAGCCCAGAAGGACCCGAGCCAGAAGAUCCUGGUAGCACCAACAACAUGAAUUUGUCUGCUGACUAUUCCAAUUUGAUUCGCUAAUAACCCUGAAAAUCAUACUCUUACAGUCUUACCCUAGUCAUGUCGGACAAGCUAACAAAGAGGUUAGGAUUAUUCCUUUUUAGUAACUGUUGGGGAUAGGACUCGGGCCUGAUCACGCCAAGGAACCGGGCGCAACUAAAUAGACCCCGACACGGCGGCGCGAGGACCCCGAGUGUGCCGCCUCAUCGUGGCUAACCACGUCUUGGCGCGAAGAGCUUAAGCGCAACUACAUGCGCUAGGAGAGGACAAGCGUAGGCCAAAUCAGAAGAGGAGAGAAGCGCACCCCUCCUUGGCGAGUAGUCACAUCAGGGUCAUGGGUGGAUCUCUGACUCAUCCUAGGUAGAGAGAUGGCCUAAAGUCCUUAGUAUGCUAGUGGUCACAUCAUGGGUCACAUCGUUGUAUCCCAGUAGUCACAUCGUUGUAUCCCAGUAGUCACAUCAUUGUAUCCUCUCUUAUGUCAACCACUCACCCACCACCAUGAAGCCUAUAAAUAUGGCAUUUACUACGGUGGGUGAGGGGAUCGCAUUUUUCACC
This is a messenger RNA of Linum tenue, 2743 nucleotides long. NCBI's taxonomy places the organism in Eukaryota, Viridiplantae, Streptophyta, Magnoliopsida, Malpighiales, Linaceae. The record is from the annotation of a GenBank genome assembly.